AUGUCCACAGGCCACAGUGCACCCCAGCCCGGUCCCCUGGCCUCUCGACGGGGCAGUGAGGAUGGACAAUUAUCCAGGAAUGGUGCACCUGGGCUGCCUGUGGCGGCGAUCCCAUCCCUGUCCUUUGACGACGGGUGCACGAGCACCACGUCGUCUGUGUUCUAUGAUGCCGUGGGCGGUGACCAAUCGGAUGCCGAGACCUGUACAGACACCGCCACCGACACAGAGGGGGAUGGGGGGUCUUUCGCGGGGUCUUUCGAGGGGUCUUCCAGUGAGGACGAGGAUCACUCGCACCGUCGGAAAGGGCUGGAUAUCAAAGUGUACACUCCCAAGCACAGCAUGUUUGCUGAUCCGUUGACGUUAGCUGUGUGCGUGCGGUUGAAGAAGUACACCGUCACCACUAACCUGGGGCAGUCUGCGCACAUGCGUGAACCGUGUGUGUGUUAUGAGGUGUAG
Sphaeroforma arctica JP610 is the source of this 456-nucleotide messenger RNA. RefSeq lists its product as hypothetical. The transcript is spliced from 3 exons. The coding region runs from base 1 to 456 and encodes 151 amino acids. The record is from RefSeq and is a predicted model, not a curated record. Lineage: Eukaryota; Ichthyosporea; Ichthyophonida.